This is a messenger RNA of Mastomys coucha (southern multimammate mouse), 3001 nucleotides long. RefSeq names its product thymine DNA glycosylase (gene Tdg). Gene Ontology annotation, biological process: base-excision repair, AP site formation. Gene Ontology annotation, molecular function: mismatch base pair DNA N-glycosylase activity. NCBI's taxonomy places the organism in Eukaryota, Metazoa, Chordata, Mammalia, Rodentia, Muridae. Gene Ontology annotation, cellular component: nucleus. The transcript has 10 exons. Bases 174 to 1439 code for a protein of 421 amino acids. The record is from RefSeq and is a predicted model, not a curated record.
GGGGACGGAAGUGCGCUGGGGACUCGCCGCGGUGAUGUAGGAGCGUGGGAGGGGCCGAGGCCAGCGCCGUCCGUCCGCCGGCCGCCCCGAUUCUGUGGUGAGUCCGCACUCCGAGCGGCAGAGCGGCCGCCCGUGGGCUCGGCAGGAGUCGCCGCACCCUCAGCGGCGCCGCCAUGGACACGGAGGCCGCGCGCAGCUAUUCUCUGGAGCAAGUUCAAGCUUUGUAUUCAUUUCCAUUUCAACAAAUGAUGGCAGAAGCUCCUAACAUGGCAGUCACAACUGGACAGCAGGUACCAGCAGAAGCUCCUAACAUGGCAGCCAUGACUGAACAGCAGAUGCCCACAGAAGCUCCUGCCCAGGAACCUGUACCAGAAGCUCCAAAGAGAAGGAAAAGGAAAACCAGAGCAUCAGAGCCCCAGGACCCAGUGGAACCCAAAAAACCUGCUGCAUCAAAGAAAUCCGGCAAGUCGACAAAGUCCAAGGAAAAGCAAGAGAAAAUCACUGACACGUUUAAAGUGAAAAGGAAAGUGGACCGUUUCAACGGCGUCUCUGAAGCUGAGCUGCUCACCAAGACUCUUCCCGAUAUUUUGACCUUCAAUCUGGAUAUUGUGAUUAUUGGCAUUAACCCAGGAUUAAUGGCUGCUUACAAAGGACAUCACUACCCUGGACCUGGAAAUCACUUCUGGAAGUGCUUGUUCAUGUCAGGGCUAAGUGAGGUGCAGCUGAAUCACAUGGAUGACCACACCUUACCCGGGAAAUACGGCAUCGGGUUCACCAACAUGGUGGAACGGACAACGCCGGGCAGCAAGGAUCUGUCUAGUAAAGAGUUUCGGGAAGGGGGACGUAUCCUAGUGCAGAAACUGCAGAAAUAUCAGCCACGGAUAGCAGUGUUUAAUGGAAAAUGUAUUUAUGAAAUUUUCAGUAAAGAAGUUUUUGGAGUAAAGGUUAAGAACUUGGAAUUUGGGCUUCAACCCCACAAGAUUCCAGACACAGAAACUCUUUGCUACGUCAUGCCAUCUUCCAGUGCCAGAUGUGCUCAGUUUCCUCGAGCCCAGGACAAAGUUCAUUACUACAUUAAGCUGAAGGACUUGAGAGAUCAGCUGAAAGGCAUUGAACGCAACACGGACGUUCAGGAAGUGCAAUAUACAUUUGACCUACAGCUUGCCCAAGAGGACGCAAAGAAGAUGGCUGUUAAGGAAGAAAAGUAUGAUCCAGGCUAUGAGGCAGCGUACGGCGGUGCCUACGGUGAAAACCCAUGUAAUGGUGAACCUUGUGGCUUUGCUUCAAAUGGGCUAACAGCCAACAGUGCGGAGCCAAGAGGAGAAGCAGCUCCCGGCGAUGUUCCGAAUGGGCAGUGGAUGGCGCAGUCAUUUGCAGAGCAGAUCCCUCCUUUUAAUAAUUGUGGGACAGGAGAGCAGGAAGAAGGAAGCCAUGCUUAGGAAAAUGCCUCCAGCUCUGGCUCAGUGCUGCAGUUUUAAUGCAGAUGUCAGGACAUAGAACCUCAGUUUGCUAACUGAGGAUUUUAGUAUUAAUAGUCCUUUACGCUAGUGGUGUAAUUAUAUAUGGAGCAGGUAUAUGGUAGAGUCAACUGUAUGAAUCUGUGUAGUUUGGAAAGAAAGAAAAAAUAGGGUGUUUUGUACUUGAGUUUUGUAUUUGAAUUACCCAUCAUUCCAGCUUUUUAUAUACUCUAUUUCAUUUAUGAAGAAACUGGUUUUCUUUGAGGAGUCACUUUGAUCUGUAAUUUUAAAAAAGCAACAGUCUGAAUAAUUUAUAGUUGAUUCUUCACUGUGCAUACCUAUAUAUGCCCUUAUCCCUUUAAAUGCCUAAGAGGGGCAUGCUAGUAAGAUUCAAGCUGGUGAAAAGGCAGAUGUGCCAGUCUCUGUUUGAAGCUGACUAACCCUCCAUGGACUCGAAGCUGGGGGUGAACUCAGAACCCCCUGAGUUGCAGUCACACACAGACCCCCCCUUACUCUCCCAGUGGUGUGUGUGGCAGUUGCUUGGUAAUAGAAACCUAAUGGGGCCUGAGCCCUUCCUUGGCCUCUCAGAGGCAGAAGCAGGUUCCUGAGAACACAGUGGAACUUGGAUAAAUGCCACUUGUCUAUUUUACUGAAUUCCCCUUCAGUGUUCAUCACUGUUCUCAUUUUUAUCCCUGACGUGGAAAAUGCUAAAAAAUGAACUUUCCAGUGAGCAACGGGAUGCUGCAGGUGUUUGAUAAUCCUGUUUAAACUGGUGCUCAGUACAUGGGAUGUACUAAUACAGAACUUCUCUUGCUAGAUGAAGCUAAUCACUUGUCAAUGAUUUAAAAAGCAUUGUCACUGCUGUUGAUUACUGUGGACUACGUGAGCCUCAUGAGAAAGCUGACUGGAAUCUGUACCUUUGUGGCUGCUCAUGCAUUUUCCAUGGUGCUACAGACAGCCCACCAGGGCUGGUAGGUAUGAAACAUGGGUAUUCAGAGAUGCCUAGUGCAUUCACUCCUGACCAGUCUCGAGUACUCUCUGACUCGAUGCUCACCCCUGGAGCAUGCUGGUUUUGUAGUAUGAAAUGUCCACAAGGGUUUUGUAGCCUGUUCUAUGAAUAAUGAGAGAAGCAGUUUUUUGGUAGAAAUUUAACAUGCCUUUAGCUGUGGCAAUGAUGGGCUUUAUUUUUCCUUCGGUCUGGGUCAGGCUGUGUACAAGUCAUGUUAUUUGGAAGGUGCACUGCGAUACUGUUUACAUGGGCAUUUUAUGCGGGUGCUUUGAAGUGCCUUGCAUCAGGGAUUAGGAUCAAUUAUUUUUUUCAUGGGACUAUGUAAAGCAUGUAGUAUCGCCUUGAUAUGUAACUAUUGUAGCUUUACCAUGGAGAAAUACCUUUAAAUUAUGACUCUGGAGAGUGGCCGUGUGGACCCUCUGAGUACUGUCCUGGUGCUUUUCCUUGAACAUGGUAAGUGAGUAGUAAGUGCUGUGCAUCCUGUACAUGACAGGGUGGGGUGUUUUCAUUAAAUAAUACUGAGAUUUUAAAUAUG